This is a messenger RNA of Ornithodoros turicata, 1980 nucleotides long. RefSeq names its product programmed cell death protein 2-like. The record is from RefSeq and is a predicted model, not a curated record. Lineage: Eukaryota; Metazoa; Arthropoda; Arachnida; Ixodida; Argasidae. Bases 16 to 1098 code for a protein of 360 amino acids. Gene Ontology annotation, cellular component: cytoplasm; nucleus. The transcript has a single exon.
GCAAUCAGUUCAAACAUGGCGACGUCCAGUGGUCGGUGCGACGCACGUUGUGUCGAGCUCGGAUUCAUCGAAAAACGCGAGCCGUGGGCUCUCGCGAGCAAAUAUUUUCCGAGUAAGGUCGGCGGGAAGCCAGCGUGGCUCAGUUUAAAAGAUAUCCCGGGAGUGAAUCAGGUUAUCUGCAAGAACUGCGGUGAACCUUGUGUGUUCCUGCUUCAAGUGUACGCUCCGAUCGACGACAUCGGCGAUGCUUUCCACAGAACCUUGUACGUGUUUAUCUGCCUGUCGCAAAACUGCGUUGCAUCUCAUAACGAAGGCAGCGUCAUCGUUUUGCGGUCGCAGUUACCGCUCGUGAACCCAUUCUACAGCAAAGAUCCUCCGCAAUCGAGUGCCGACGAUGCGGACUCCCCGUGCGCCAGAGAUUACAAUCCGAUAUGCGACGUCUGCGGAGUGUUGGGCGACAAAAAGUGUGCUCAGUGCAAAUCGCGCAGUUAUUGCUGCAAAUCUCACCAGGUGAGGGACUGGCGAGAUAAUCAUAAAACGAAAUGUCGCACGUCGGAUCCGAGUGGAACUGAGACGUCAAAACUUUUGUUUCCUCAGUUCGAGCUUGUCACUGAACCAGAAGAAGAGGAUGAUGAUGAUGAUGAUGACGUUGAUGAGCGGAAAAGGCUGUCCGAAUACCAGGACUUCGUGUCCAAGCAUCCAGAAUGUAAAGAAUCACCUUCACAGUUAAAAGAUAUACAGGACUUGCAAAACAUGGCAGCCACCUGCAAGGAUAAGGCGUUUUGGAAGUUCAGGAAGGAAACCCGCAAGGCCCCCGAGCAAGUUUUGCGGUACGAGCUGGGAGGUACACCACUCUGGGUGUCGUCCGAAGGAGUCCCGAAGGACAUCCCCAGGUGCGAUUGCGGUGCAGAGAGACGGUUUGAGUUCCAAGUGAUGCCUCAGCUUCUGAAUACAAUCUCCGGCUCGGAUCCGGACGGUGUCGACUGGGGAACGUUGACGGUGUUCAGCUGCAAGAAAAGCUGUUGUUGCGGCACGGCUUACAAAGAGGAGUACGCGUGGAAGCAAGAUUUCUCAAAUAAAGACGACGUUUCAAGUUAACUUUGUCUCUAUCUCAUUUACAAAGGCUCGGAUUGCACCUAUGGAAGUUUACCCGUACUGUACUCACCACUUGCGGAAUGGAGGCGAUGUAUUGCGUUGUCUACAUAUAAAGAGCCUGAAGACAAUUUCUUCCUGGUAUACUUCAAAGUGAUUGAGCAUCGCACAGUCACAAUUGAGGACAAGGGUGGUCGGCAAAUCAGCACAUGACGUUAGCUUCCAAGCACGAAUAUCAUGCCGGUUAAUUACCAUACCAUGCAGUGUUUAUUUGUUCGAGAAAUCGUGCACGCAAUCUACUAAGAUAUUGGUAGGUAUUGGCACACAUAUAAAUCAGCAAUCACCAUUAUUUUAUACAAACUCAUUUCUGAAGAUUAUAUUUCGCGAGAAAGACAUGGAUACCGGAGGCAGUUUUCAUCUCGAAUGAUAAAGAACUCCACACCUUCGCACCAAAGUAACUCUGGAGUCCAUAAUUUGUCCUGACACAUGGAAGGCGAAACUGCAAAUUGUCAGACCUUGUCAAAUAUGGCGUUGACAUCUCAAGUGUAACAACGUGAACGACUGUAUACCCAUAAACUAGCUUGCGCAUAAGCAAAGCAGUUCUAUAAUACUUAACUGAUAAAUGAAUUGGACAAAAAAUAAAAAACAAUUGUGAAUGUGAUGGAUUCUCUCUGGAGGAGACAAGCACAGCCUUGAAAGCUUGUUACUGAAGCAUGUAAAUUGAAUUCAGGGUUGAUUCAUACACAAAUCCAUACACCUAAACUGCAUAGACCAAAUGAGAGUGCACUAAUGAAUGAUAUACAGAUAUGAGCGUACUCAGAGGUAUCAGUUUCUGAUUUUUUUUGAUUGCACAUAUUCCAAGUGACAUCCUCCUUCUCACAGCAAGUA